This is a messenger RNA of Mugil cephalus (flathead mullet), 781 nucleotides long. It is a transcript of the gene gins1, whose product is annotated as GINS complex subunit 1 (Psf1 homolog). The transcript is spliced from 7 exons. The coding region runs from base 135 to 725 and encodes 196 amino acids. The record is from RefSeq and is a predicted model, not a curated record. Lineage: Eukaryota; Metazoa; Chordata; Actinopteri; Mugiliformes; Mugilidae. Gene Ontology annotation, biological process: DNA strand elongation involved in mitotic DNA replication; DNA replication. Gene Ontology annotation, cellular component: GINS complex.
AGAGUUGUACUUCCCAUCACCAGUGGCUGAAUUUGCCGCGAACCUCCCGUCGCCAUCCACAACGUUUUGUGGCGGAUGAUAAAUAUUGAAUUUGGUAUUGUCUGCGCGGUUUGUUCGUGUUUACCGACGUCGGGAUGUUUUGUGAGAAAGCCGUGGAGUUGAUCCGGGAGCUGCACCGGAUGAGCGACGGACAGCUGCCCGCUUUUAACGAGGACGGGCUGCGGCAGGUUCUGCAGGAGAUGGAAGCUCUUUACGAACAGAACCAGAGCGACGUGAACGAGGCGAAAGGUGCCGGUCGCUCUGAGCUGAUUCCCUCCAUCAAACUCCGUCACUGCUGCUUGUUGAGGAACCAACGCUGCGUCACCGCCUACCUGUACGACCGUCUGCUGAGGAUCAGAGCUCUACGGUGGGAGUAUGGCAGUGUUCUUCCAGCCAACGUUCGCUUCCACAUGUGUGCGGAGGAGCUUCAGUGGUUCGGCCACUAUAAGAAGUCUCUGGCGUCCUUCAUGCGCUCUCUGGGAGGAGGGGAGGGUCUGGACAUCACACAGGACACCAAGCCCCCAAAAAGUCUCUACAUCCAGGUGAGGUGUUUAAAGGAUCACGGAGAGUUUGAGAUUGACGACGGGACGGUGAUCCUGCUGAAGAAGAACAGCCAGCACUUCCUGCCGCGGUGGAAAUGUGAGCAGCUGAUUCGUCAGGGCGUCCUGGAGCAUGUGAUGUCCUGAAAGGCACCGGCAGCCAUUUUAAUCUUAAAUAACAAAUAAAUAAAUAAAUAAAUAAA